AUGACGCUACACGAAAACCUACUGUGGUUCACGAACAUCCAGCAGGUGGAGCGCGAGAUAUCGCUUCGCACCGAAUGCGGUCUCUACUAUUCGUACUAUAAGCAGCUGGUCAACGCGCCUUCGCUGAGGAAAGGUGAGGAUGAGGCGCCAGGCGCCGUCGUGCUGUUGUUUGCCGUCUUGUAUCUCGCCAUCCGGCCAGACCAGCAAAGGCUUGAACCGAUCCUGUUCUAUGUCUAUAGUGUCUUCUCGCUAAACGGUUCCGGCCUUGUGGCACUGUGCGUUUUGGCAUGGCUUUUUUCCGGCUCUUGGUUGGCUUCAAUAAUUUGCGCCUGUUUCUACAUCGUUAACUUGGAAGACGUGACCAGGGUGAACUUUUCGGUGAAUAUCAGGGAACAUUUCGCACUGCCGGUGUUUUGGUGGCAGAAUGUGUACCUGGCCAUGUAUCUGAGCAGCGGCGGCCGGCGAGGUAGUAGGCAUCAUGACAGUGUCCUGUGGAAGUGUGCAAUUCUGGUUACGACCUUAAUGUUCUGCCUCGCAUGGCAGUUCAACCAGUUUGUAGUGCUCAUGCAGGCGGCCGCUUUGUACGUCAUGGCCCUGCUGCGUUUGGUCGAGCUGCGCAAGAUUAUGUGGCUGUACACUAUCGACAUUGUCGCCCUGGCAGUGGUGUACGUCGCCCAGUUCGGCCAGAAGAUGUUGCUCGGUUCACUGGUGCUCAGCUUCCUGCCAUCGGCCAUGCUGGUACUGUUCCUCUUCCGUCACUGGACCAACUCUGGCGGCAUCAUCAACGGCUGUCUGCAGUGGAUGAUCCAAGUGGUAUUCACGCUCCUGUUCACCAUAGUAGUGAACGUGGCUGUAAAAUGGUCGCUACAUCUGGAAGCUGAUCAACAUAUAUACAAGUUUCUGAAGGCAAAAUUCGGGUUUGCUGAUCCACGUGAUUUCGAAUCCCGACUUUAUCUGUGCCACGGGUCGUUCGUGUUCCUGGACAAUCAGUAUUUUAGCCGCACAUCAAACAGCCUGGUGUUUCCCCUUUACAUGAUCAUGCUGUGUGGCACGUUCUUUGUCAUCGGCAAAGAUUUGCUUCUGCAGUGGUGUUCGUUGUUCAUGCCGGUUGCUGGCGGCGACAAAGCGAUAGAAAAGAUGCCGUUCAAUGAAAGGUCCUACUUUUUCCGCCGACCGGAAAUCGCUUUCUUUUGUUUCCAGUCAGCGGUCAGCGCUCUGAUGGCGAUGAUGGUUUUGCGCAUGAAGUAUUUGUGGACUCCUCAGAUCUGCGUGUUGGCGGCAGUUCUUCUGGGCAGUUCUGAGAUAUGGUACAACCUGUUCAGCAUAGUCAAGUUUAAAAAGAUGUACAUUGUCGACGGCGUCAAGAUCGGCAUACUUCUGUCUGUGCUUUUGUACAAUGUCGUCAAAGAGUCGAUGAAUGACCUGCGCGAGUUUUAUGAUCCGGACACCGUGGCGCUCAUGUACUGGAUUGGCAACGUGACAGCGCCAUACGCGUCCUUUGCUGGAAGUAUGCAGUUGCUAGCCGGCGUAAAAUGCUGCACUGGACGACGGUUGCUCAAUCAUCCUCACUUCGAAGACAAGGUGCUUCGCGACCGAACGAAACAGAUUUAUCAGAUUUACGCCAGACGCUCCGCGAAAGAAGUUUAUGACAUUCUGAAGGCUCUAGACACGAACUACAUCAUUCUGGAAGACAGCAUCUGCCUGGCACGUUCCGACGGCUGCUCGGUGCCGGACCUGAUAGACUUGGACAACGGUCAUAUUCCUCGUAACGGUUACAAUUUACCUGGACUGACCAAGGUAGAUACACCUCGGUUUUGCGAUCAAAUACGGCACAUGACUAUCGACUUUUCGCGUUACUUUCGCCUUAUGUUUUCGAACCGAACAUUCCGCGUCUACCAGUUGCUGGCAUGA
Messenger RNA from Soboliphyme baturini, 1911 nucleotides. NCBI's taxonomy places the organism in Eukaryota, Metazoa, Nematoda, Enoplea, Dioctophymatida, Soboliphymatidae. The record is from the annotation of a GenBank genome assembly.